AUGAUGUUCUCGAAGAGUGGUCAAAGUAAAUGUAAUUCAUCUGAAUGUAAUCAAAUCCUGUCAAUUGCUGAUGGUACGUCCUUUGGUUAUUGUUUUGGCUAUUGUACAAAUAACGUAACAAUAACAUCAUCGAAAUUAAUUGGUUAUAAUGAGAGUCGUCAAAUAUCUCAAUAUUCCCCUUUGAAAAAAGAAUUUGAUUAUCCAUUGAAUAACUGGAAGGUUUUACUUGGUUUAGUUAAUAUUAAAAAAUUUAUAUCAACCAAUAAUACACUUGGAUGUCCCGAUUGUGCUGAUGGUGGGGCGGAAUAUAUUGAAAUUCAAUUUUUAAAAUGUACAAAAAGGGUCACAUUUGAAUAUGGUAGAACUAUACCGGAUUUAGAUGCACUGGUUAAGAAAUUAAGAAAUAUAAGAAUAGGAUACUUAAAAAAACUUCGAGAUGUGUAUUAA
Molecule: messenger RNA, 447 nt
Organism: Didymodactylos carnosus
Lineage: Eukaryota; Metazoa; Rotifera; Eurotatoria; Philodinida; Philodinidae
Source: the annotation of a GenBank genome assembly